GAACCUUACACCUCUACACAGAUUUUGGCCCUCAGCUGACCUAACCACAGCCUAUUCUUGUUUCCCCUUAAUUUACAGGUACCUGCUGAGAUCGAGACAUCCCAUGAUAUGGAUACCACCCUGAGUAUAACCAACAGCUCAAGGUUUCACGUGUCUGAGUUCAUCCUGAUGGGGCUCCCAGGCAUUCAUGAGUGGCAGCACUGGUUUUCCCUGCCACUGGCCCUGCUCUACCUCUUAGCUCUUGGUGCCAAUCUCCUCAUCUUGAUCACCAUCCAACAUGAGCCCACCCUGCACCAGCCCAUGUAUCUAUUCCUUAGUAUCCUGGCGGUAGUGGACAUUGGCCUGGCUACUACCAUCAUGCCCAAAAUCCUGGCCAUUUUAUGGUUUAAUGCCAAGACCAUCAGCCUCCCUGAGUGCUUUACUCAGAUCUAUGCCAUCAACUCUUUCAUGUGCAUGGAGUCAGGCAUCUUCCUCUGCAUGGCUGUGGAUAGAUAUGUAGCCAUUUGCUAUCCCCUUCAGUACCCCUUCAUAGUCACUGAGGCUUUUGUGAUCAAAGUCACAGUGUCUAUGAUACUCAGGAAUAUCCUAUUGACCAUCCCAGUGCCUGUACUGGCUGCCCAGAGACACUACUGCUCCAGGAAUGAGAUUGACCACUGCCUCUGCUCUAACUUGGGGGUCACCAGUCUGGCCUGUGACGACAUCACUAUUAAUAGGUUUUAUCAUUUGGCCUUGGCCUGGGUUGUGGUUGGGAGUGACAUGGGUCUGGUCUUUGCUUCCUAUGCUUUGAUUAUUCGCUCAGUGCUGAGGUUGAAAUCUGCAGAAGCAACAGCUAAGGCCCUGAGUACCUGCAGCUCUCAUCUCAUCCUCAUUCUCUUUUUCUACACAGCCAUUAUUGUGGUGUCUGUCACCCAUCUGGCAGGAAGAAGAUUUCCCUUCAUCCCUGUUCUCCUCAAUGUGCUGCAUAGUGUCAUUCCCCCAGCACUUAAUCCUAUGGUGUAUGCUCUUAGGACCCAGGAACUGAGAGUGGGCUUUCAGAGGGUACUUGGUUUGGGUGAGAAUGUGUCUAGGAGGUAAGCCAACUUUA
Messenger RNA from Camelus dromedarius (Arabian camel), 1084 nucleotides. RefSeq names its product olfactory receptor 56B34. The transcript has a single exon. Gene Ontology annotation, cellular component: plasma membrane. Lineage: Eukaryota; Metazoa; Chordata; Mammalia; Artiodactyla; Camelidae. Gene Ontology annotation, molecular function: olfactory receptor activity; G protein-coupled receptor activity. Bases 109 to 1074 code for a protein of 321 amino acids. Gene Ontology annotation, biological process: G protein-coupled receptor signaling pathway. The record is from RefSeq and is a predicted model, not a curated record.